This is a messenger RNA of Cryptomeria japonica (Japanese cedar), 493 nucleotides long. RefSeq lists its product as uncharacterized. The coding region runs from base 21 to 410 and encodes 129 amino acids. Lineage: Eukaryota; Viridiplantae; Streptophyta; Pinopsida; Cupressales; Cupressaceae. The transcript is spliced from 2 exons. The record is from RefSeq and is a predicted model, not a curated record.
GGUCUCCUUAUUGGCAACAAAUGGUUGAUGCCAUUACCAUAUGCGGGGCAGGGUUCAAAGCCCCUAGUGAGGGUGAUUUGAGGGGACCCAUUUUGUCUCAAAUGGUGGAUGAUGUGAAAAAGGAUUUAGAUGAACAACGCCACAUAUGGAGCACUAAAGGUUGCACCAUCAUGACUGAUGGUUGGAUGGAUAGGAGAAAUAGAACUCUCCUUAAUUUUCUUGUUUCUUCCGCAGGGGGCACCGUUUUCAUCAAGUCCAUUGAUGUCUCCGCCCAUUGCAAGAAUGCCACCUACCUAUGUGAGCAGAUAGAGGAGGUGAUUGAAGAUGUGGGUGAGGAGAACGUGGUACAAGUGGUGACCGACAAUGCAGCAAAUUAUGUUGCUGCGGGUAAACUUUUGAUUACAAACUAAUUUUGUUUGCAAAUUAAUUACUAUCUUGUAGUUUGUACCUCCAUUAAUUACAAUUUACAAUGCAACAAAUUAUGUUGCUGCAG